This is a messenger RNA of Chenopodium quinoa (quinoa), 765 nucleotides long. RefSeq lists its product as uncharacterized. The coding region runs from base 1 to 765 and encodes 254 amino acids. NCBI's taxonomy places the organism in Eukaryota, Viridiplantae, Streptophyta, Magnoliopsida, Caryophyllales, Amaranthaceae. Gene Ontology annotation, molecular function: zinc ion binding. The transcript has a single exon. The record is from RefSeq and is a predicted model, not a curated record.
AUGUCGAUCAUUGAGUACAUUUCUCAAGUCCCGUUCCCUAUGUGGUCUCUAUUUCACGACAGUGGUCGCAGGUAUGGUAUAUGUACUACUAACUUCUCGGAGACAUUCAACAAUGUGCUGAAAGGAGCUCGGUUUCUACCGAUUAUGUCCCUUGUCGAGUUAACCUUCCACAGAGUUAACAAGUAUUUCACUUUGAGAAGGGAGUCUUCUGAGGCUAGGUCUGAUCAGGGACUUCCAUACCCCCCAAAGGUCACUGCCAUCCUCGAGAAGAACACCGCUAAAGCCAGAUAUCAUAGAGUGGAUGCCUAUAACCGGCGAUUGCAUAUUUACCAAGUGACAACAGAGAGGGGAGAGAGAGUUGGUAAUAAAGGAGGCCACAAGCAUACGGUGAACUGGCAGUUGAGAACGUGUAUGUGCAACAAACCGAAGAUAUUCCACCUCCCAUGUUCUCAUGUGCUAGCAGUCUGUGCUACAUACUCACUAUCAGAACGGCCUUGGGUGGACCCUCUGUUGCAGUCGGCCGCCUACAUGAACACCUAUGCACCACAGUUCUGGCCGAUCCCCUGCGAGACAACCUGGGCACAGUGGGCACAGUACGUAGGCAUUAAACUCAUUCCGGACGGCACAAUGAUACGUGGAAAAGGUCGUCCAAAGUCGAAGCGCAUACGCAAUGAGAUGGAUGACAGCAACCGGCCCCCAACCAAAUGCAGCCGUUGUCACCAGCAAAGUCACAACCGCACUACUUGUCCAUCUAGACCAACAUAG